Messenger RNA from Saccoglossus kowalevskii, 849 nucleotides. Its product is annotated as voltage-dependent T-type calcium channel subunit alpha-1H-like. Gene Ontology annotation, cellular component: voltage-gated sodium channel complex; neuron projection; plasma membrane. Gene Ontology annotation, biological process: membrane depolarization during action potential; calcium ion transmembrane transport; calcium ion import. Gene Ontology annotation, molecular function: low voltage-gated calcium channel activity; voltage-gated sodium channel activity. The record is from RefSeq and is a predicted model, not a curated record. Lineage: Eukaryota; Metazoa; Hemichordata; Enteropneusta; Harrimaniidae.
UUAUUUAAAGGUACUUUUUAUCACUGUGUUGGUACAGAAAUCAGACAUAUCAAAAAUAAAACCCACUGUUUAUCUGACGGUAACCAUUGGAUAAAUCGAAAAUAUAAUUUUGAUGAUCUAGGACAAGCUUUGAUGGCAUUGUUUGUUCUGGCCUCGAAAGAUGGCUGGGUUGAGAUAAUGUAUCAUGGCUUAGAUGCUGUUGGAGUGGAUAUACAGCCUCGCACCAACUAUAAUGAGUGGUUGAUCCUUUACUUUGUCUCAUUUUUAUUGAUUGUUGGUUUCUUCGUACUCAACAUGUUUGUUGGCGUGGUGGUAGAGAACUUCCACAAAUGUCGUGAAGAGCAGGCAGCUGAAGAGCUGAGACGCAAAAUGGAGAAACGUCAACGCAAGCUGGAAAAAGCUAGACAGAAAGCUCAAGAGACACCAUAUUAUGAGUUAUACAGCAGACCUCGUCGUGUGAUCCAUGAUUUGAUCAUGAAUAAAUAUUUUGAUUUACUUAUUGCCGCAAUUAUUGGACUGAAUGUGAUUAGUAUGGCAUUGGAGUACUACAAUAUGCCAAAGGUUAUGAUCGACCUAAUUACGUUUACCAACUAUGUAUUCACCGGAGUUUUUAUCUUAGAAGCAUUACUUAAGAUUUUUGCUCAAGGUGUAGUUCGAUAUUUUAGAGAUAGGUGGAACCAGCUAGACAUGCUUAUAGUCAUUCUCUCAAUAGUUGGCAUUGUCUUAGAAGAAAUGGAAUCAAAUUUUUUACCAAUAAACCCAACUAUCAUUCGAAUAAUGCGAGUUCUGCGAAUAGCCCGAGGUAUUGUCACUUCUUCUUUGAAAAUUCUCUGUCCCACUGGAUUGUAG